AUGCCAAAACUAUGGAAAAAAGUUCGAAAAGCACAUGAAAAUAAAGAACCGUUUAUGAUAUUUGACGAAGUACAUCCAACAAACGGGAAGAGAUACGUCGCAUUCGGAUCAAAAGUGGGACUUGAAAUGUUGGAGAAGUCGUCGUUGCUCUUAUCAGAUGGCACAUUCUCAGUAGCACAACCACCAUUUGUUCAACUUUGA
This is a messenger RNA of Caenorhabditis briggsae, 201 nucleotides long. NCBI's taxonomy places the organism in Eukaryota, Metazoa, Nematoda, Chromadorea, Rhabditida, Rhabditidae. The record is from RefSeq and is a predicted model, not a curated record. Bases 1 to 201 code for a protein of 66 amino acids. The transcript has 2 exons.